This is a messenger RNA of Chroicocephalus ridibundus (black-headed gull), 1728 nucleotides long. RefSeq names its product cytochrome P450 26C1. Gene Ontology annotation, biological process: sterol metabolic process. The transcript is spliced from 6 exons. Gene Ontology annotation, molecular function: monooxygenase activity; oxidoreductase activity, acting on paired donors, with incorporation or reduction of molecular oxygen; heme binding. Lineage: Eukaryota; Metazoa; Chordata; Aves; Charadriiformes; Laridae. The record is from RefSeq and is a predicted model, not a curated record. Bases 1 to 1701 code for a protein of 566 amino acids.
AUGCCGGCGGGGCUCUCCUGGCCCGAAGCGGCGGCGCUGGCGCUGCUGGCCCUGGCGCUGCUGGUCACCCUGUGCCGGCACCUCUGGGCGCUGCGCUGGAGCCUCAGCCGGGACCCCGCCAGCGCCCUGCCUCUGCCCAGGGGCUCCAUGGGCUGGCCCUUCUUCGGGGAGACCCUGCACUGGCUGCUCCAGGGCUCCCGCUUCCACAGCUCCCGGCGGGAGAGGUACGGAAAUGUCUUCAAGACCCACCUCCUGGGCCGGCCGGUGGUGCGGGUGACGGGCGCUGAGAACAUCCGCAAGAUCCUUCUGGGUGAGCACACGCUGGUCAGCACGCAGUGGCCCCAGAGCACCCAGAUCAUCCUGGGCUCCCACACCCUGCUCGGCUCCAUCGGUGACUUGCAUCGCCAGCGCCGCAAGAUCCUGGCCAGAGUGUUCAGCCGCGCCGCCCUGGAGAGCUACCUGCCACGGAUCCAGAAGGUUGUGAGCUGGGAGCUGCGGGGCUGGUGCAUGGAGCCGGGCUCCAUCGCAGUUUAUUCCUCCGCUAAAACCUUAACUUUCCGCAUUGCAGCUCGGAUUCUGCUGGGGCUCCGCCUGGAGGAAAAGCAGUUCAAGGAUCUGGCCAAAACUUUUGAACAGCUGGUGGAGAACCUCUUCUCCCUGCCCCUCAACAUACCCUUCAGCGGGCUGCGCAAGGGAAUCAAAGCACGGGACACGCUACAUGAGUUUAUGGAGAAGGCUAUACAGGAAAAACUGCAGAGAAACAACCCAGAAGAUCACAGCGAUGCUCUGGAUUUCAUAAUAAACAGUGCCAAGGAGCACGGCAAAGAAUUCACCAUGCAGGAGCUAAAGGAGUCAGCCAUUGAGCUCAUAUUUGCUGCUUUUUUCACCACGGCCAGUGCCAGCACCUCUCUGAUCCUCCUGCUGCUGAAGCACCCCUCAGUGAUUGAAAAAAUAAGGCAGGAGCUGAUGUCCCACGAGCUGUACCAGCAGUGUGAGCGCUGUCCUGUGGGACCCUGCCCGGACACCCUGACUGCGCAGGGCAGGAACAGCGAGAAGACAUUUCUCCGCCCCACAGACAAAGAUGCUUAUGAGGACCAGAGCGAGCCCCCGGGCCCACUGGAUGAAGGUUCACCCCAGCCCCGUGCCCCGCCGGAGCCCACCCUCCCCCAGAGCAGUCCCUGCGCUGGCCCCCAGCUCCGGGCGCCAUCAGAGCAGAGCUGUCGCUGCCCCUCGGACAUCAGCCUGGAGAAGCUGAGCUGCCUGCGCUACCUGGACUGUGUGAUUAAGGAGGUGCUGCGGGUGCUGCCCCCCGUCUCCGGAGGCUACAGGACGGCGCUGCAGACUUUCGAGCUGGAUGGCUACCAGAUCCCCAAAGGCUGGAGUGUCAUGUACAGCAUCUGUGACACACAUGAGACGGCCGCCGUCUACCAGAGCCCCCCUGGCAGCUUUGAUCCAGACCGCUUCGGUGCUGCCCGGAUGGAGGCCGCAGGCCGCUUCCACUACAUCCCCUUCGGCGGCGGGGCGCGGAGCUGCAUCGGCAAAGAGCUGGCACAGGCCAUCCUCAAGCUGCUGGCCAUCGAGCUGGUCAGCACGGCCCGCUGGGAGCUGGCUACCCCCAGCUACCCCGCCAUGCAGACCGUGCCCAUCGUGCACCCCGUCGACGACGGGCUGCAGCUCUACUUCCACCCCUUGCAUACCUGAGCCAGGGGUACGCUGCCCCUCAGCCCC